AUGGCUCAAAUCGAGUACCUUGCCAUGGAACGAUGGAUUGAUAGUAAAUCUGCAGAAGCAAAAUAUGACCUCUCCAGCUCAUGUGCCAAAAUCAUCUCGAUACAGGAUCUAACGGCUCUAUCUGAAGAUAAGUCGGAGUCGAACGAAGGCCCUCUGUCCACCCAGGUCCUAUCUAGAUGUCUUGGAUAUGGCGAAAUGGCGGGUUCGACGGCGCUGCGUUCAACGCUCGCUGGCCUUUAUUCGGUCAAGACGCCUGUUCCACUGCCAAUCGAGAAUGUUACUAUUACCAGCGGUGCAUCUCUGGCCAACUACUUGGUUUUCCAGGCCCUGUGCAAGCCGGAUGAUCAUGUAAUUGUUCAUUAUCCUACCUACCAGCUGCUGUAUUCGGUCCCCCAGUCACUCGGGGCCGAUGUCACUCUAUGGAAAGCUAAGGAAGACGACAAGUGGAAGCUUGAUGUUGAGGAGCUAAAGGGCCUCAUUAAACCAAAUACAAAGAUGAUCGUGCUAAACAACCCUCAAAAUCCCACGGGUGCAAUCAUUCCUCGCACCACCCUAAAGGAAAUUAUAGCUAUCGCCAGGGAACAUUCGAUCGUUGUCUUUAGCAAUGAAAUCUUCAGGCCUCUCUUCCACUCCGUCCACCCUGGAGAUGAAGAGUUCCCACCCUCUGUUCUAUCUCUCGGGUACGACGAUGUGAUAGUAACCGGCUCGAUGUCGAAAGUGUAUUCCUUACCUGGAAUCCGCGUUGGCUGGAUCGCAUCUCGCAACAAGAAACUUAUCGACCAGUGCACAAAACUGCGUUCAUACACUACUAUUUCCGUUAGCCAGCUUGACGAAGCAGUCGCCGCAUAUGCUUUGGAUGGUAGUUGCUUGCACGCUCUGUUAAAGCGCAACACAGACCUCGCGCGACAGAAUCUUGCCCUCCUCGUAUCCUUCAUAGAAAAGUACAAGUGGGCAUGCGAGUGGGUAAAGCCAGUUGCUAGCAGCGUUGCAUUCGUCAAGUUCGCAAAGAUGGGUAAGCCUGUGGAUGACCUUGAGUUCUGCGCUCAGUUACUGCAGAAGAAAGGCGUGCUGCUGGUUCCUGGCGCGCAGUGCUUUGGCCCCGGCGAGUAUACGGGCUAUGUUCGUGUUGGGUAUGCGAUUGACGCCAAAGAGUUCGAAGCUGGCUUGGACCUGUUGAAGGAAUUCAUGGAAGAGGAGUAUGAGAAUAUCCCGUUGGCCGGACGAAAGCUUGCGAUACGAUAA
Arthroderma uncinatum is the source of this 1242-nucleotide messenger RNA. Its product is annotated as aspartate aminotransferase. Gene Ontology annotation, biological process: biosynthetic process. Gene Ontology annotation, molecular function: catalytic activity; pyridoxal phosphate binding. The transcript has 3 exons. Lineage: Eukaryota; Fungi; Ascomycota; Eurotiomycetes; Onygenales; Arthrodermataceae. The coding region runs from base 1 to 1242 and encodes 413 amino acids. The record is from RefSeq and is a predicted model, not a curated record.